Molecule: messenger RNA, 681 nt
Organism: Lasiosphaeria miniovina
Lineage: Eukaryota; Fungi; Ascomycota; Sordariomycetes; Sordariales; Lasiosphaeriaceae
Product: RraA-like protein
Exons: 4
Coding region: 1-681 (226 amino acids)
Molecular function (GO): 4-hydroxy-4-methyl-2-oxoglutarate aldolase activity; oxaloacetate decarboxylase activity
Source: RefSeq, a predicted model, not a curated record
AUGGCCGACAACCCGCACGAAGACGCGGUUGUGAAGGCGUUGCGGGAAUACACCACUUGUGAUGUCUCGGACGCGCUUUGCAAGCUCAAGUUCCGCAACGGCGGAUUUCUAUCGGGACUCACCAUGUGGUCGCCGCAGCGCCAGGACGGCCCGACCAAGAUUGUAGGACCAGCGUACACGGUGCAAUACGUGCCGCUUGACGACCCGCGGCCGAAGCACCCGGCGCAUUAUAUCGACUCGGUUCCGAAUGGCGCAAUAGUCUUCGUCUCGUGCCCGCCAAAGACGCCCAACGCCGUCUACGGCGGCCUGAUGUCGAUGCGUGCCAGAGCCAGCGGCGCCGAGGGCUCCGUCAUUGACGGACGCUUUCGAGACCUGCAGGAGCAGAGAGACCUGAACUAUCCCAUCUUUGCGCGCGAUGUCGGCACCGCGCCCCCCGCCGAGCUGCUCAAAGUGGUCGCCGUCAACAUCCCUGUCAAGUUGCAGACAGAUGAGCAGGACAUGACCGUCAACCCAGGCGACUACCUCAUCGGCGACAUCAACGGCGUCGUCGUCCUACCCAAGGAGCUGGCCGAGGCGGCGCUGCCACUCAUGGCCAAGCAGGUCGAGGCAGACACCAAGAUGGUAAAGGGAAUUACUGAGCUUGGUAUGUCGUUCGCCGAGGCGGGCAAGAAGUUUAGGUAA